Penicillium daleae is the source of this 270-nucleotide messenger RNA. Its product is annotated as protein PET117. NCBI's taxonomy places the organism in Eukaryota, Fungi, Ascomycota, Eurotiomycetes, Eurotiales, Aspergillaceae. The record is from RefSeq and is a predicted model, not a curated record. Gene Ontology annotation, cellular component: mitochondrion. Gene Ontology annotation, biological process: mitochondrial respiratory chain complex IV assembly. The transcript is spliced from 2 exons. Bases 1 to 270 code for a protein of 89 amino acids.
AUGUCUCGCGCAUCGAAGCUGACCCUGGCCGCUACGGGCCUGGGCACGGCAGGCAUCGUCUACUUUGUCCACUGGGCUCAAGAGAACGAUAGGGCGGCCAUGCACAGGGGCGUGGAACGGGAUAUGGAGAAGCAACGAAUUCGUCAAGAGCGACAGGCCGAGUUCGAGAUGCAAAAACGCCUUGAGCAGGAAUACCUCAAGCUCCAGACUGUUCACAGCACGACCGACGGCACGGAUACAGCUGGUCAGAGUACGGGCGCAGGGUCAUGA